AUGGCCACCAGUGAGCUAGCCUGCACUUACGCCGCUCUAGUCCUCCACAACGAGGUUACUUGUAAAAUAGGCUGAGAAGAUCUCAACACUGGUGAAAACAGCCAAUUUAGACAUUGAAUCAUACUGGCCUAGUCUCUUGGCCAAGCUUUUCCAGAACAAAAAUAUGGAUGAUCUCAUCAUGAAUGCUAGUGCCGGUGGAUCUGCUGGUUCUCCCAGGGCUGUUUCUUCUUCAUCGUCUUCAUUUGGAAGUGCCACUCAAGCUGCCCCAGUAGCUGAAGAGAAAAACAAGGUAUUGUAUUCUUCUCUUUUUAAACCCUUUUACUAAAUUAAUAUACUUUACUCAUAAUAAAUUCAUAAUUGUAGUUACUGCUGAUAUUCAUCAUUUCUAAUUUAUUUGUUUAAUUUGUUCAUCUUGUGAUGAAUCAUCUUUAGGAGGACGUGAAGGAAGAGAGUGACGAUGAUUUUGUAUCCGGCUUCUUUGACU
Messenger RNA from Arabidopsis lyrata subsp. lyrata, 484 nucleotides. RefSeq lists its product as uncharacterized. NCBI's taxonomy places the organism in Eukaryota, Viridiplantae, Streptophyta, Magnoliopsida, Brassicales, Brassicaceae. The record is from RefSeq and is a predicted model, not a curated record. The transcript is spliced from 2 exons.